AUGAAUCAAUUUGAAGAGGGUUUGGAGUAUUUUGAUUUAGCAAUUUAAUAAAACCCUGAAAAUUCAGAUUACUAUGCAAAUAAGGCGAUUACAUUAAUGAAUAUGAAUAGAUUUGAGGAAGCAUUGAACCAUUAUGAUAUAGCAAUUUCCAAAAAUCCAGAAAAUUCACUCUAUUACCAUCAUAAAGGUAAAUAAUACUUCAAUAAAUUUGAAGCAGUCACCUUACAUAAAAUAAAUAGAUUUGAAGAAGCUUUGUAAUUUUAUAAUUUUGCCAUUUUCAAAAAUUUUGACAAUUCAGAUUAUUAUAAUAAUAAAGGUAUUGUUUUUAUAUCACCAUUUUAUUUAGCAAAUACUUUAAUUAAAAUGCAAAGAUUUGAAGAAGCAUUGGAAUAUUAGGAUAUAGCUAUAAGUAAAAAUCCGAAUAAUGCAGAUUAUUAAAAUAAUAAAGCAAAUACUUUAAGCUAAUUAAAUAAAUAUGAGGAGGCAAUAAACUAUUAUAAUUCAGCAAUUCAGAAAAAACCAAAAAAUUCAUAUUAUUACUAUUGUAAAGGUAAAUGA
Messenger RNA from Paramecium tetraurelia, 558 nucleotides. RefSeq lists its product as uncharacterized. The transcript is spliced from 3 exons. Gene Ontology annotation, molecular function: protein binding. NCBI's taxonomy places the organism in Eukaryota, Ciliophora, Oligohymenophorea, Peniculida, Parameciidae. The record is from RefSeq and is a predicted model, not a curated record.